CAGGAUCCGGAACUAUUCUGUGGCAAUGCCCGCCGUUUCCGACCGGAAGCGUGCUGUUGCACCAGCGAGAACACGCCCUUCCGCUCCCAGAGUCCCCGCCUCCAGUUCAAACGAGAAAAAUGGCGGGGGCUUCUAAGCCAGCUGUCAUCGCCCCUCCGCUGGACGAAGCGUUAGCAACAGCGACAGCCAGCCAGGCCUCCGUCCCCACUACUCCCCGAGAGGACUUCCGAGUGCGCUGUACCUCGAAGCGGGCCAUGACGGAAAUUCUAGAACUGUGCGGCCGCUUCGUGCCAAACCUCGGAGACGCGUUGCCAGAGGAGAUUCGGGAGGCCGCGCUGCGAGAUUUGCAGUGGGUGCUUAUUGGACAAACUUCGAGGGGGAAGAUGAGGGAAGCUGCCAGCCCACCCUUCCAGGAUCCUAGUGUGGGGGUGACUGUCACGGACCUGACCUCAGAGGUGCACCAGUGCUGGCCAGAUUCUGACAUCAAAGUACUUGAAGAUCAGUUUGAUGAAGUCAUAGUAGAUAUAGCGACAAAAUGUAAGCAAUAUCUCAGAAAGAUCCUUGAAUGUGUUAUCAAAACCCUAAAAGCACAACAUGAAAUUCUGACCAAGGUGUUUGCAGCCUUUUCUCCAACUGCAGACUGUAGCCUCCUGGAGAGAGAAACAGUAUCGCGACUGGAAGUGAGGGACGCUGAUCCAGAAGAAAACCUCCUGGAGGGUUUUUUUCAUCUCUGAAGAGAGUCCAUCUGAGGUCCAGA
Messenger RNA from Heterocephalus glaber (naked mole-rat), 757 nucleotides. Lineage: Eukaryota; Metazoa; Chordata; Mammalia; Rodentia; Bathyergidae. The record is from RefSeq and is a predicted model, not a curated record.